GGGUUCUAUAUAAAAUGGAAUAGAACUCGUUUUCGGCUCAUCCUGACAUCCUUCCUUUUGUUUGAAGAUAUCGUUAGUUCACACAGAGAGGGAGGGAGAAAGGACAGAGAGAGACGGGAGAGAAUAAUGGAGGAGACGAGAUCGAGAUUCAAGAGGAUUUGUGUGUUCUGUGGUAGCAGUCCAGGGAAGAAAGCAAGCUAUCAAGAAGCUGCCGUUGAGCUGGGGAAGGAACUGGUGGAGAGAAGGAUUGAUUUGGUUUACGGAGGUGGGAGCGUAGGACUCAUGGGUCUCGUUUCUCAGGCUGUUCAUGAUGGUGGGCGCCAUGUUCUAGGGGUUAUUCCCAAGACUCUAAUGCCCAGGGAGAUAACUGGUGAAACUGUUGGGGAAGUGAGAGCUGUAUCUGAUAUGCACCAAAGGAAAGCUGAGAUGGCUCGUCAAGCCGAUGCAUUCAUUGCUCUUCCUGGUGGGUAUGGGACCCUUGAAGAAUUGCUAGAAGUCAUCACUUGGGCCCAGCUUGGAAUUCAUCAAAAACCAGUGGGUCUCUUGAAUGUGGAUGGAUACUACAAUUCCUUGUUGUCUUUUAUAGAUAAAGCCGUGGAUGAAGGAUUCAUCUCUCCUACCGCACGAUGCAUUAUUGUAUCUGCCCCAACGGCAAAGCAAUUAGUGAGGGAACUAGAGGAAUACGUUCCGCAUUAUGAUGAGAUUACAUCCAAGUUGGUGUGGGAGGUGGAGAGACUAAGCUACGUCCCAGAAUCUGGUGUUGCUACGUAACAUGGUGGAUAGAUGGAUGGGGGUGGAGUGUAUAUGCUUCCUUUUGGCUUCUUAACAUACAUAUAUAUAGAAUUCUACUUACAUCUACAAUUUCGGGUAUAGUUAUUUUUUGGUAAAGCAAUGUGGAAAAUUGUCUAGGGAACUUGGUGUUAUUAUUAGAAAUUUAUAAUUUCCAUUCUCUCUCUCUCUCUCUCUCUCUCAUCCUUUUUAGAGGGUGCUUUAUUGAAAGUCCAUUCAUGAGGGAUUGGUGAAUUAAAAGGUAUGAAUUGAAUCACUGAUUGUGGAUGAAUGGAAUUCAUUGUGAUGUGGUGGGACA
Messenger RNA from Nelumbo nucifera (sacred lotus), 1087 nucleotides. RefSeq names its product cytokinin riboside 5'-monophosphate phosphoribohydrolase LOG7. NCBI's taxonomy places the organism in Eukaryota, Viridiplantae, Streptophyta, Magnoliopsida, Proteales, Nelumbonaceae. Gene Ontology annotation, biological process: cytokinin biosynthetic process. Gene Ontology annotation, cellular component: cytosol; nucleus. The record is from RefSeq and is a predicted model, not a curated record. Gene Ontology annotation, molecular function: hydrolase activity, hydrolyzing N-glycosyl compounds.